CUCUACGACUCCGGCCACGGCGGCCAUUACGGCGCAAGCGCUGCCAUAGCUGCCCAAGGUCAUGCACCGCCGCCAGAGACAUUUACCGGUCACUGGCAGAAUGUGUCGCAAGGUCUGAGUGGACCGUAUAGGGACAUUCUAAAUACCUACUGGCAAAACCAAGUGACAAAACUGGAGACGGAAGAGCACGACUACAAGCUGCAUCAGCUACCUCUGGCCCGGAUAAAGAAAGUCAUGAAGGCCGAUCCUGAGGUUAAGAUGAUCAGUGCCGAAGCACCAAUAUUGUUCGCCAAAGGCUGCGACAUCUUCAUCACCGAACUCACAAUGCGCGCAUGGAUCCAUGCAGAAGAGAACAAGCGACGCACGCUGCAACGGAGUGACAUCGCAUCCGCCCUUGCUAAGAGUGACAUGUUCGACUUUCUCAUUGACAUCGUGCCGAGAGAAGACGCGACCCCAUCUCACAAGCGCAGACCGGAGUACAAUGCGCCCGUGGGUACG
Molecule: messenger RNA, 498 nt
Organism: Pseudocercospora fijiensis CIRAD86
Lineage: Eukaryota; Fungi; Ascomycota; Dothideomycetes; Mycosphaerellales; Mycosphaerellaceae
Exons: 1
Biological process (GO): regulation of DNA-templated transcription
Cellular component (GO): nucleus; CCAAT-binding factor complex
Molecular function (GO): DNA-binding transcription activator activity, RNA polymerase II-specific; DNA binding; protein heterodimerization activity
Source: RefSeq, a predicted model, not a curated record